This is a messenger RNA of Colletotrichum truncatum, 660 nucleotides long. Lineage: Eukaryota; Fungi; Ascomycota; Sordariomycetes; Glomerellales; Glomerellaceae. The record is from RefSeq and is a predicted model, not a curated record.
AUGGCGUACGGACUACGCACCCGUAUAGUGACGGAUUCUCUGAGUUAUGUCACUACUCUCGCGGCCGAGCACAGACGUCAACAAGAGCAAACAAAGACGCCAAACGCAAAGAUAAAUCAGGAUGGCUUACGUUCAGAACGGGCGCGCAUGCUCUGGCGCAAACGUGAGGAAAUAAACGCCGCUGGUACAUCGAACAGCGCUCUGACGCUUUUGGAGAAGCUAGAUCCAGGCUUUGAAUACCUAGAGCAUCUCGGCUGGCAGCACCAGCCGGAUCAAACCAGCAGAGAGGAGCCGUGGUUGCCGUCGUGGGACAACAGAGGAGGGUUGGUGACAUGGCUAGAGAAGCAUUUCAAGAGAUGGCGGCAGGAAUGGGUUGAUGAAGGGAAAAUGGCGCCUCUAGGCGACGAAGAUCAGGGUGACGAACAAGUGGAGGAUGAACAGAGACCCAAAGACGAUGAACUUGAGAAGGGGGGUUCCGGGACAAAAACAACAACGAUAACAGGUACGGACAUGAACAACACGGACAUUGUGAGCCGAGAUGAGAUAGCCUCUAGAGACCGUGUCCCGGCUCUGAGCUCCAGCGACACCGGUGAGCACUUGACGGCGCCGGUACUGGCACUAGAACUGGCAACCGUUUUGGCCGAGGGCAACAGGAGUUAA